UCCGUGCCGGGGCUACCCAGGACAAGGCUGCCGGCCGGGAAGCUCCACCCCGCGGCCGGCCCUGCUUGGCACGUUUGCCGAGGCUCAGGAGAACUUGCUAGGCCCGAGCCCUGCCUCCUUCCCAGGCCAUUGGCUGGCUGGGACGGGCAAACUUGCUCGGCCGCCGUGACGAGCCAAGGAAGGGGUUGGGCUUCGGAGCCGAGCGCUGCCGCUUCGGAGCCGAGGAGGGAUUGGGUUGCCGCCGCCGCUAGUAGAAACAAACCAGCAGCAGGCACAGAAAUGGGCCACCUUGCUUGAGAAGGUAUAACAUUCUCAUCUUGCUUGUGCUGUUUUUCCAGAAGAUGUCAGGGGGACUGCCCUUGCACAUCAACAUCAAGGAGCCACGAUGGGACCAGACUACCUUCAUGGGGAGAGCAAAGCACUUCUUCACAGUGACGGACCCCCGCAACCUUCUGCUCUCUAGCAAGACCCUGGAAGAGGCCCGGAGAGUGAUUGAGGAUUACAGGUUGGGGAAAGUGUCACCAGGCUUGACUGAGGACCAGCUAUGGCAGGCAAAAUACAUCUAUGACUCAGCCUUCCAUCCUGACACGGGCGAGAAGAUGAUCCUGGUUGGGCGCAUGUCUGCCCAGGUGCCCAUGAACAUGACCAUCACUGGAUGCAUGCUCACCUUCUACAGAACAACACCUGCUGUGAUAUUCUGGCAAUGGGUGAACCAGUCCUUUAACGCCAUUGUCAAUUAUACCAACCGGAGUGGAGAUGCUCCCAUCACUGUCAACCAGCUGGGCACUGCCUAUAUCAGCGCUACCACUGGAGCUGUAGUGACAGCACUGGGACUCAAAUCUCUCACUAAGCAUCUGCCACCAAUCAUUGGACGCUAUGUGCCUUUUGCUGCUGUGGCAGCUGCUAACUGCAUCAACAUCCCAUUAAUGAGACAAAGGGAGCUAAAGUUUGGUAUCCCCAUUUCAGACGAGAAUGGGAACCGGCUGGGUGAGUCCAAGAAUGCAGCUCAGCAAGCAAUCACGCAGGUUGUGGUGUCCCGCAUUGGUAUGGCUGCUCCUGCCAUGGCCAUCCCUCCUGUGAUCAUGAAUGUUCUGGAGAAGAGAGCUUUUUUGAAGCGGUAUCCCUGGUUGAAUGCUCCUCUGCAGGUUGGACUGGUGGGUCUGUGCUUGGUGUUUGCUACGCCUCUUUGCUGUGCACUUUUCCCACAGAAAAGCUCCAUGAAGAUGAGUCGCCUGGAACCUGAACUCCAAGCUCAGAUCAGAGAGAAAAACUCUGGUAUUGAGGUUGUCUAUUUUAACAAAGGGCUUUGAAGGAAACUUCUUAAUACUACUCUGGUGUGGCACAGGCAGGACAAGAUGAAGAAGACCCAGGGUUCUGGUGGGCCUCAUGAGGAAGUUACUCUUUGUAAUUGUAUAACUCCUUUGAAAUGCUGCUUUCUUAUUGGCUCUUAUAUCUUGACAGGUCCUGUUGUUUGAUUAUAGCCUUCCUGGGUUCAGGUGAACCAUAGGGGAGAUUGUAUUGUGGCAAGGUGGCUGUCAUUGUGAUGUAUACUAAUACUCCUGAACAAAGCAGGAACAUUCCAGCCAUGACCCAUUUAAACCUUCAAGCAAACCCAGUUCCUAUAUUAAACUUAUUUCCAAAAUGGUAUGCAUGUGUGUAUAUAGUCCCUAUGAACUAAUAGAAAUGAUAUUUUGAGAUUAUUUUUGGCAGAGGAGAAUCCAUAGACUUGGUUGAAUCCCUUAAGAAUAGAUUACAGUGGGAAGGACAACUUGCUACUUUGGGUGGGGGUUGGGGGAUUGCAAGUUGAGUACCAGAAUCAUCCUCAUUACAUAUUGUUUUUAUGAUGGCUGUAUUCUUGUAAUGGUUUUGUUCCAAAUCAUUUUAAUUUUCACAAACAAAAUAUGCUCAUGUAAAAAUGGCUUUUACAGAAAAACCUUUUACUGCUUGUGAGCAAAGCACACAUGUACAUGGAUAUAUUUACAGGUAUCUCUAAGAAUAUACAAGCUAUGGUUCAGUGUGAAUAUCAGUAAAACAUGUAUAUGGAAAUAUCCAGGGCCUUUCAAGGAAGUAACCAAGUUAAAGUAAUCUCAGGCUAUAUGUCUUGCUAGUACUGCAAUGAAGAAUAUUGUGGUUUGAAUUGAGUGAGUUUAUCUAUGGAGCACUUUUAGAUAAAGGGCUGUUUGUUGUAUUAAGGAUUGGGUCAGAUGGCAUUUUGGUUGCCUCCAUUAUUACAGGAUAUUUAAGUAAAUAAAUUCCCAGAUCUAAAAAUUGUAUUUAUUUUAGCUCUGAUGAGUAUAUAUCUGGCCAAGAGAGAAAGCCAUACGGUGUUACCAUCUGUCUCUCCCUCAAGUGAGUCUUAUGGCUUAUAUGAUUGCUAAUAAGAAAGGUUUUGCCCAAAGAGACCUGAGGUGGGCAGUGUGCGUGUUUAAAGUUGGGUAGUUGUGUGGGACAGCAAGCUUGGAAAGGGCCAAUUUCUAAAAACAUAAAGAGCUCUGCUGGAUCAAGUCAAAAUCUACAGCCAGCAUCUCGCUGUCACAGUUACUCAUCAGUUGCCCUAUGGAAGAGCCCCAGAGAAGUUGUAAUAACUCCAGUUUAAUAAGGGAUUGUCAGUGACGAUUAUGCUUUUGACAUAUCCACAACUUGCUAAUAUUAUAAUGUUAUAGCUCAGAAAAAGCUGUUACAAGAUCCAGGGUUUUAAAAAAUGUUAAUAGUACUGUAGAAUGAUUAUGUUUUGUGCUAAGAUGAAUUUUAGAGGUUGUAGAGAGCUUGUUUUUUAGGUGUUUUAGAUGCAAGUUUUCUCAAGUGUUUAAGUUUAGGUGGCCCAAGGCAGUAUGUCUGCACUAGUAUUCCUGUGUUGUAGUUCCUUCCAUAAUUGCCUUGUAUUUUUCCCUGCGAUAGCUAAGAAGCUGUUUGUGUGCUUUCCAGGAUAUUUGCUUCCAUCUCUUGAGAUUGUGCCCUGCUUUGCAGCUCUCAUUUACACAUAACAAAAACUUUACUCCAGUAUCAAAAAGGUGGGAGAAUGGCUUUGUGGGAUUCUGUAAAGGACAUGAAGCUGGUACUUGUUUAAUGAGAUACUAAAGGUCAUGAAAAAAAUCCCAAACUGAGACACUAAUCCAACUUCACAUGGAAUGAGGGUGUGAACUGCCCGAGAGACACAUUAUUUUAAACUAGAAAUCAUUUAGAAAUCAACUGGAACAAAUAUAUCCUUAAUCUGACCUUCAAAAACCCAUAGAACCUCAAGUUGUGAGGGAGAUAAAGAUCAGCCUGUCUUUGCGAGGCCUCAUCUCAUUCUUUAUCAUAUCACUCCUCAGUCACUUUCACUGAGGUAACACUUCUUUGUUGAAAAAGAAGGCAUGAGGAAAAAUAUACAACACAGAUACCUUUUAAGUUGGAGAUAAUUUCUGCCAGCCCAAUGUAUUAUUCUGGCUUUUUUUUCCAGUAUAGGCAAAUGUAGUGACAGAAGGAUAGCACCCCACCACACACAUUCAAAGUGCAUGAUGGUCUCUCUUUUCCCUAGCACCAGUCCCCCUCUUCAGCAGUCCCCCAGGUUAUGAGCACAAAUGUUGUUGCACAUAGUGGGCAUGUGCUUGUACAAACAAAUAAGAUCUCAAGUUAUCUGUGUAUCAGGUUGAAAAUAUGUUAAAUAGAUUUUAAGUACUCUUCACUGUUUGUGCUUAUGAGUAAUUGAUGCCCACCAACAUCUUUCCUACAAUACCUGUGCUUUACCAGGGUUUGCUCAUAUGGAAGGCAUAGCUUUCUUCAAAAAGCAGCAUGUUGGUAGAAGGAUUUUUGCAAUAUUGCUCUAGAUCACAUUGCAUGUGUUGCAAUCCCAUGGUUUCUUCUGUCUGCCAUGUAGUCCAAAGGCUCCAUUCAAGGAUCAUCUUAUUGCCACAGGACAUGCACAGAUUCAGUGCAUCCGUGCCUUGACAGCAACUUCAGUGGAAUCUGUUGCAUUGCAUCUUCAUGUGAUUUAAAAGGCAAAGGCAAAAAAAGGAGAAGCAAGAAGAAAGUAAGUUGCUGAUGAUUUAAAGGGAUAAAGCACUCCACGUCUACAGAAGUAAACAUUCCUCUGACUAAUACUAUCCUGUAUUGCACAAGCAAGUUUCCAAUACCCCUUGCUAAAAGCUCAGAUGCUGUAGCUGAGCUUGCCAUCAAGUUCACCAGUAGCAAGAUUACUUAUUUAAAGCAGCACUAUAGUUCUCCCUUCCCCCCUCCCAAAAAUAAAGCAGAGCCUGAUAUUUUUCAUGACGCAUUAUGUGUGCUUGCAAAAAUGGGGUGAAAAAUUUAAUUGGUCACUGCUGGCUUCCUACAAGAAAGCUGAAGGUCAGCAGUUUAAUCCUAUUUUCUGUUCUUUUCAUCCCUGGAGCAAAUUACUUAUUUUAAUCUGAGCAAACCAGGCUGGGAUUGUUUGUUUGGUUCUUUAUAAAUGUCACCUUUGCUGGAGGCUCAGGGGUUGCUAUGUGCUUUUUAUCUUGUUUACUGUUAACAAGACCUCAUCCAACUCUUCAAAGCUUAUGAUGGAUUGUUUGAAUUGAUUUUUUUGUACCCAAAAAGUUUUGUUUAUGUUCAAAGCUUAUUUUACCAAAUUAAAAACCACGUUACCAAGCAGGAAUCCACGUCGAUUCCAUGUCAUACCUCCUGUAUAGCUUUAAAUAAGGCAACUUAUUCCAAAUAAAGAGUAUAAUUUCUUUCUCUUGCAAA
Messenger RNA from Sphaerodactylus townsendi, 4701 nucleotides. RefSeq names its product sideroflexin 3 (gene SFXN3). Gene Ontology annotation, molecular function: monoatomic ion transmembrane transporter activity. The record is from RefSeq and is a predicted model, not a curated record. The transcript is spliced from 12 exons. The coding region runs from base 342 to 1310 and encodes 322 amino acids. NCBI's taxonomy places the organism in Eukaryota, Metazoa, Chordata, Lepidosauria, Squamata, Sphaerodactylidae. Gene Ontology annotation, cellular component: mitochondrial inner membrane. Gene Ontology annotation, biological process: serine import into mitochondrion; monoatomic ion transport.